This is a messenger RNA of Penicillium pulvis, 459 nucleotides long. RefSeq names its product type II 3-dehydroquinate dehydratase. Gene Ontology annotation, biological process: quinate catabolic process. The record is from RefSeq and is a predicted model, not a curated record. The transcript has 3 exons. The coding region runs from base 1 to 459 and encodes 152 amino acids. Gene Ontology annotation, molecular function: 3-dehydroquinate dehydratase activity. NCBI's taxonomy places the organism in Eukaryota, Fungi, Ascomycota, Eurotiomycetes, Eurotiales, Aspergillaceae.
AUGCGCGACGGAAAGAAGACUGUGUUGGUCAUCAAUGGCCCAAAUCUCAAUCUCCUGGGAACUCGUGAGCCCGAAAUUUACGGACAUGAGACCCUAGCAGAUGUCGAGGCAGCCGGAAAAAAGCAAGGAAACGAGCACAACGCCACUGUGGACUUUUUCCAGAGUAACUGGGAGGGUGCCAUCGUUGACCGAAUCCAAGAAGCCCGAACGGAUGGGACGGACGGAAUCGUUCUGAACCCUGGUGGAUUCACACACACCUCUGUUGCGAUCCGGGAUGCCCUUCUUGGUGUUUCCAUACCCUUUAUUGAAUUGCAUGUGUCGAAUAUUCAUGCUAGAGAGGAGUGGAGACAUCAUUCUUACUUCCAGGAUAAGGCUAAGGCGAUCAUUGCUGGCUGUGGUGUACAGGGAUAUGAGUAUGCGAUUGAUCUUGUUAUACAGAAGUUCCCAGUGAAAAAUUAA